Molecule: messenger RNA, 400 nt
Organism: Elaeis guineensis (African oil palm)
Lineage: Eukaryota; Viridiplantae; Streptophyta; Magnoliopsida; Arecales; Arecaceae
Source: RefSeq, a predicted model, not a curated record
AUGGGGCGGCACGGGGAUAGUGGGGGCAGGGGAACCACCACAAUAGAGGAAGAAGAGGGGAGGUGGGGGCACGGGAAUGGUGGAUCUGAUGGGGGAAGAAGGAGGGAGGUGAUAGGGACGGCAGAUCCAGCGGGAAAAGAAGGGGGAGGUAGUGGAGAUGGCGAGAGAACUACUACAAGGAAGAAGAGGGGAGGUGAGGGCAUGGGGAUGGAGGAUUCGAUGUGGGGAUGGCGACAUGAGGACGGGGGUGGUGGUGGAACCACCACGGUAGGAGAAGAAGAGGGGAGACGGGGUCGUAGGGAUGGGGGCACGGGGAUGGGGGAUCCGAUGGGGGAAGAAAAGGGAGAUGACAGGGAUGAUGGAUCUGAUGGGGGAAGAAGGAGGAAGGUGGUGACGGAAA